Molecule: messenger RNA, 1950 nt
Organism: Haemonchus placei
Lineage: Eukaryota; Metazoa; Nematoda; Chromadorea; Rhabditida; Trichostrongylidae
Source: the annotation of a GenBank genome assembly
ACUUUCAGCACCACAACUCGGCCACUUCCACCACCUCCAACCACUAGGCCACUUCCUCCUCCAACUGUUCGGACUUUCCCUCCUACUACACAAACGACAACUACGACAACUCGUGCACCGCCGCCAAGCACUCCGAACGCAGGUCGAUGUCAAGCAAUAAUAAAUGAUCCACUAGUAGCGGCGGAAGAGAUGUGGAGAGAACAUUUGGUCGUUGCUACAGAAGAUAACUCCAACCGGAAAACGGUGGACUUGGACGCUGUAAUUCGAUCAAACCUCGCUAAUGUUUGUGUUCCGCGAUUGGACGAAACGAACUGCGAACGGAAUCUUUGUUAUAAUGCAUACUUCAGGACCAUGGACGGAACAUGUAACAAUCUCCAUCAUCCAUUGAGAGGAGCGGCUUAUCGUCCCUAUACUCGCCUUCUACCAACUGUCUACGAUAACGCGCUAUCGGAACCAGUCGGAUCAUUGAUUCCCAAUCUGCGUCCCUCUCCACGAGCAAUCACCAGGCAUCUAACGUCAUCCCACGCCUCGGUUGUCUCGGAGGACUACAACGCAAUGGUCAUGCAGUUUGGACAGUUCAUUUCGCAUGACAUGGCUAAGACUACGCUUGUACCAUCCGCCAAGUGCAAUGUAUGUCAGAACAUCACAAGCCGUUGUAUGGCGGUUCCUAUUGAACCAGAUGACCCGAACGCUGGAUUCCGGCGCAACGGUUGUGUCCGAGUCUCACGAUCAUCACCGAUUUGCGGAUCUGGUAAUCAAAAACCCCGGCAGCAGCUCAAUGAAAACACAGCGUACAUCGAUGCAUCGCCUAUAUAUGGCUCGUCCGUAGCCGAUAUGUCAAAGUUUCGUCAAGGAAACACAGGUUUCCUGAAGCUGCCUUCAUUCAAUGGAAUGUCAAUGCUGCCUUUUGAUCAAUCCAAAUGUAGAAGUCGUUCUUCGUGUACAGUAAUUUUCACUGCCGGUGAUAGUCGAGUGAAUCUGUUUGUUGGAUUGUCAGCAUGGCAUACGAUGUUCACAAGGGAACAUAAUCGCAUUGCAAGUACUCUUCAACGAUUAAAUCCUCACUGGAAUGGCGAUCGACUCUAUCAAGAAGCAAGAAAGAUAGUCGGAGCUGAAGUACAGGCUAUUGUUUACAGAGAAUGGUUACCAAAAAUCUUGGGUGCAGCGUUCUCUUCAGUGGUUGGUGACUAUCGGGGUUAUGACCCCACCGUCGACGCCACCAUUGCCAACGAAUUCACGUCGGCUGCCUUCCGUUUCGGUCAUGGAAUGAUUCAGGAGUUUUACCAACGGCUCGAUCCCAACUUUGGUAAUUCGUCUUUUGGAGCACUCGCACUCCAAAAGGGUACACUACAUUCAGAUGUACUUGUAAAUGAGGGAGGACCAGAUCCAUUAGUCCGAGGAAUGUUCUCACAGAAUGUCAAGCGACCGCAACGAGUCACUACAACUGUUACAGAAAACAUGUUUGGCUCAACAGAUCUCAGUACGAUAAACAUUCAGCGAGGACGAGAUCAUGGUCAUCCAAGUUAUACGAAAUACCGUGAACUGUGUGGCAUGGGAAUCGCCACCAGCUUCGACCACCUGUCUCGGGAGAUCCUCAACACAGCUACUCGUGAUAAGCUGCAGAAAAUCUAUGGCAGCGUUGACAGAAUCGAUCUCUGGGUUGGAGCAUUAUUGGAAGAUCCAGUGAUUAGAGGUCUCGUUGGACCAACCAUAGCUUGUAUUGUAGGACCUCAGUUCAAGCGGACGAGAGAUGGAGACAGAUUCUACUAUGAAAACCCUGGAGUGUUCAGUAGACCGCAGCUGUCCGAAAUCCGGAAAAGUUCGCUUAGUAGGAUUAUUUGCGAUAAUACGAACACUAUCACGAUGGUUCCACGAGAGGCUUUCCGUAUCGGUCAUCUCACUGCCUGCAGCCAGAUACCCCAAAUGGAUCUCAACAAAUGGAAAGAAUAG